Gigantopelta aegis is the source of this 1626-nucleotide messenger RNA. RefSeq names its product glyoxylate/hydroxypyruvate reductase A-like. Bases 201 to 1244 code for a protein of 347 amino acids. NCBI's taxonomy places the organism in Eukaryota, Metazoa, Mollusca, Gastropoda, Neomphalida, Peltospiridae. The record is from RefSeq and is a predicted model, not a curated record. Gene Ontology annotation, molecular function: NAD binding. The transcript is spliced from 11 exons.
GCGUAAAAUCCAGGACUGCAAACGUUGGCGACAAACGGUUGGCUGAACGUACUCCCCAGCUAGGUGACCUCAACAUCCGAAACACAUCAGCCGAUUACGGUCUCUCGUUUAGUCGACGGGUUUCCAGUUGAGUGGGAUACAGCUUCGAGUUCGACAAAUAAUCAACUCAUAAAGGUCACCUGGAUCACCUAGCAAAUUAAAUGUCGGCCAGUCAGAACUCUGAUACAGUGACAUCACCACUAAUUUUAGCAGUGCCACCUGGGGAGAGUUAUUACAGCUAUGUCUCGCAACAACUGGAGAAGAUUCCAGGGGCAAACGUCAGACUGCUCAGGAUUAAAUCAAUGUAUGAUGACCCAAGUGACGAGGAACUGGGAGAUUUGUCCCAAGUUGAGGUGUAUUUCGGAUCUGUGAUGUUCUUCUCCAAAAUAGUUCACCGCUGCGUAAAUCUGCGAUGGGCGCAGUCAAUGGCUGCAGGAAGUGAUGCUCUGUGGAAGGUACUGAAAAACAAGCAGCUCAAACCGUGGUUUACCUUCACUAGGAAUGCAGUCUCGUUCCCUCAGCCUGUGGCAGAGUAUGUUAUCGGACAAAUUAUUGCAGUUCGCCGAGGGUUUUAUGUUUUACGAGAUCAACAAAUACAAGCUGUAUGGAACAAAACUGAUACAUUGAUAUGCAACCAACCUCUAGUUGGCACGGUUGUGAGUAUUCUUGGUCUGGGUGCUAUUGGCACAGAAGUGGCUCGCCUGUGUAAAGUGUUUGGUAUGGAGGUGUGGGGGGUCACCAGGACGCUGGUGCCUCAAGACAAGAAGAAGACAUUUGUUGAUCAUUACAGGUUAAUGAAAGACAUAGAUGAGGUUCUGGAAAAUGCCGAUUUUAUUGUGGGUGUUCUACCGUCAACGGACGAAACGCGAGGAAUACUUAGUGAUCGGCGCUUUUCAGUGUGUAGGAAGAAACCUGCCUUUGUAAACGUUGGCCGGAGUGAUGUAACCGAUGAAGACAGCAUUCUCGAAGCUCUAAGGAAGGGCUGGAUCUCAUGGGCGGUUCUCGAUGUGUUUGACGAAGAGCCUCUUCCAGCUUCAAGUCCUCUGUGGCACGAGCCGCACAUCGUGGUCACGCCCCACAUGUCGCCAGCUAUCACCUACAGAGAUCACCCUGUGAAGAUGUGUGACUUGUUUAAGGAUAACUACAAACGAUACAUAAACCAUGAACCGUUGCUUCACGUUGUCGAUCCUCAGAAGGGAUACUGACGUACCAAUGUACCAUGAAUCGUUGCUUCACGUUGUCGAUCCUCAGAAGGGAUACUGACGUACCAAUGUACCAUGAAUCGUUGCUUCACAUUGUCGAUCCUCAGAAGGGAUACUGACAUACAAGCCUAGUGCAAGACUAAUAACCAGUCUUCAGUCAAGAUACAUGUAUUCUAGAUUUUUAACCAAAGAAAUUUCUUUUUUGGAAGCUAUAUGUUAUACAUCAUUUUAUUACCCAAGCAAACACACAUAACGGAGAACAAAAAAAUCAUUUGUUUAACGUACCGUACACUACUAUUGGAUGAUUUGAUGCCAACAAACCAAUCACCUUGUUGGUACUAAAUAUAACGUCAUCAUGAUUUGGCAAAGCACACACAAUGAUGUC